Molecule: messenger RNA, 1251 nt
Organism: Amorphotheca resinae ATCC 22711
Lineage: Eukaryota; Fungi; Ascomycota; Leotiomycetes; Helotiales; Amorphothecaceae
Exons: 4
Coding region: 1-1251 (416 amino acids)
Biological process (GO): zinc ion import across plasma membrane
Cellular component (GO): plasma membrane
Molecular function (GO): low-affinity zinc ion transmembrane transporter activity
Source: RefSeq, a predicted model, not a curated record
AUGGGGACAGUGGGCCAUGACUAUACGAUUCCCUAUGAAUGCGGCAGUGAGAAUGAUUACGAUGGGCGGCUGGGCGUUCGAAUAUCCGCCAUCUUCGUGAUCGGCUUCGGCUCAUUAUGUGGUGCAUUAUUACCAAUUAUGGCCGCAAGAUCAAAGCGCAUGCGGGUGCCACCUUUGGCCUUCUUCAUAACGAAGUAUUUUGGGUCGGGUGUUAUUAUAGCUACCGCUUUUAUACAUCUGCUGGCGCCUGCUUCGGAUGCUCUCACUUCGCCAUGCUUGACUGGCCCUAUUACGAAUUAUGACUGGGCGGAGGGGAUUGCGCUGAUGACUGUUUUCCUGAUGUUCUUCAUCGAGCUCAUGGCGGCUCGAUUUGAUGUGUUUGGCGAACAGGCACAUGAUGUUGAGGCCUAUGAUCCAGCGAUGGAUCUCAUUAGGCAAAGCGAGAAAUAUGAUGCGGACACCACUGUUCAGACAGCAUCAUCCCAACCGCCAGAGUCCUCCGAGCAAUCAAGCCAAAACGCUGAUACGCUUCAAGCCGAUGACUCUCCCCGAGAAAGUAAAAAUGGGUUUCCCAUGACUCCUCUUCCCAAUUCUCAUUCCCAUAACCACCAUAACAGUGUGCCCGACAUAGAAGCUGGCGAGGAUCCUUCCAAGGUGAUUACUAGCAAUAGCAUCCCGGGAAGGGAAGAUGACUUCAGCUAUCCUCCAGGGGGUGAAGAUCACCUUGGACACCAGCGCGAGCACAUCGACGAUGACCACUUUGCGGCACAAAUGACGGCGAUCUUCAUCCUCGAAUUCGGCGUCAUCUUCCACUCCGUCUUCAUUGGUCUUACCCUAGCCGUGGCCGGCGAGAAUUUCAACGUUCUCUACAUCGUUCUUUCCUUCCACCAAACAUUUGAAGGACUUGGUCUGGGGUCUCGACUGGCGACUGCCGAGUGGCCAAGGAGCAAGCGAUGGAUGCCAUGGGUCCUAGGGUCAGCUUACGGCGUUACCACGCCCAUAGCCAUCGCCAUCGGCCUCGGGGUGCAAACGUCGUUCGCGCCGGGCAGCCAGAAGACGAUGAUCGUGAACGGCGUCUUCGAUUCGAUCAGUGCGGGCAUCCUGAUCUACACGGGCCUGGUGGAGCUGAUGGCGCACGAAUUCAUGUUCAACCCGGAGAUGCGCAAGAGCUCGAUCAAGAUGAUGAUGUUUGCUUUCCUCUGCAUGUGUCUCGGGGCGGGCCUCAUGGCGCUGCUGGGGAAAUGGGCGUGA